UCAACAUCAGUCAACGGUUUCCAUCUGGAUAAUUGUUUGUGUUUGAACUUUUGAAGUUUAUUCCAUUAAUGUUUUGUUUAUGGACAUGAUACACGAUUAGGACUAGAAGAAAAGGCAAAAUUAUAAUGAUAAUUAAUAUCUGAAGGUUUUACCAAUGACUGAUAUUGUUUCGCAAACGACCUUUUUCAAGGAGAGCUUCAUUUAAUGCUGUUAUAAUUCAUUAACAAUUGUAUAAAAUUACAUUACUUACCAGUAACUGCGAAGAUUAUUUAGAUUCAUUAAUAAUGAAUGAUCCACAAAAUUCAAAUGUACCAGAGCCACGCAAAGUCGGUGUUUGGACCGAGGGAGUACCAGCUAUCGACACCAAGCCCAAAGAUAUAGUCAUAUCAAAAAAGUCGCCAGAAAUAUUAGAUGACAUUCCAACAAUACCUGACUUGGAUGACUUACAAGAUAUAUUUGAAAAAGAAUUAUCACAACCUCCAAUCUCAGACAGAAAAGAUAAAGAUACAGUGAAAACAUUAGCUGAAGUAAGUGAUGGUAUCACUGGCACUGCAGAAGGUAUAGAUGCAACUCUUGAAGUUCUUAUGUCACACAUACCAAUACUAGAGCCUGAUUCUGUUGACACAGUAUGGACUGUAGAAAGUUUGUUAACCCAACUUGCUGAAGAAAGUGAACCCUAAAUAUUUUCUCACCCUCAAUAUGAAAAUGUAUUAUUACAAACAUCUAUACAUACAUACAGUACAUAUUAUACUAUGUGGAGUACUCAACAAUUGUUUUCUUUUUGUAAUAAAUUGUUAAAAUGC
Leptidea sinapis is the source of this 803-nucleotide messenger RNA. RefSeq lists its product as uncharacterized. The record is from RefSeq and is a predicted model, not a curated record. The transcript has 3 exons. Bases 285 to 680 code for a protein of 131 amino acids. NCBI's taxonomy places the organism in Eukaryota, Metazoa, Arthropoda, Insecta, Lepidoptera, Pieridae.